Fusarium sp. VM40 is the source of this 1290-nucleotide messenger RNA. NCBI's taxonomy places the organism in Eukaryota, Fungi, Ascomycota, Sordariomycetes, Hypocreales, Nectriaceae. The record is from the annotation of a GenBank genome assembly.
AUGGCGUCUUGGCUACCAAUCCCAUCAAAGAGCCACUUCUCACUUGCCAAUAUCCCCUUCGGUAUCAUCUCAACAUCACACGAGUCAACUCAUCGCCCAGCUAUAGCUAUUGGGGACCAUGUUCUCGAUCUAUCCGCAUUCGCUCAACACGAUGGUUUCUCCAAACUAUAUGAUUUUCCCUCCGACAAGCUAAGCGUGUUCUCUCAAACCACGCUCAAUGACUUUGCUAGUCUUGGAAGACCAGUCCAUCGCGCUACUCGAGCCUAUCUGCAAGAUAUCUUCCGUCAAGAAACUCCUUACCCAGAGCUUCUCAAAGACAAUGAAAGUUUACGCAACAAGGCCUUGAUUCCACUUGCGGAUAUCCAGUCACAUCUCCCGCUUAGUAUUGGUGAUUACACCGAUUUCUUCGCCGGUCGUAAUCAUGCCCAUACGGUCGGGACAUUAUUCCGCGGCGCUGCAAAUGCCCUUCAGCCAAACUACAACCAUCUCCCAGUCGCGUAUCACAGCCGGGCCAGUUCUGUCGUCGUAUCCGGCACAUCCCUCCGUCGGCCUUGGGGCCAGGUCCUCCCUAAUCCUCAAGCCAAGGAGCCUGUGUUCCAGCCCUGUGGUCGAUUGGACAUUGAACUGGAGCUCGGCAUGUUUAUCUGCAAGGGGAAUGAACUUGGUUCUCCAGUUCCUGUUACUAGCGCAGAGGAGCAUAUCUUUGGGUAUGUGCUUAUGAAUGAUUGGAGUGCGCGGGAUAUUCAGCAGUGGGAAUAUGUACCGCUGGGGCCUUUCAAUGCGAAGAACUUUGGGACUACCAUUAGUCCGUGGGUGGUUCUAGCUGAUGCACUUGAGGGUUUCCGAACACGGGGCUUGGUCAAUGAUGUGCCUCCAAAGGCGUACCUUGAUGAGCAGCGAAAGGAUCCGAUUUUGGAUAUCAACCUUGAGGUAUCACUCACGACCGCUAAGGGUGAUACCACGAAAAUAACAAAGACAAGUUCCGAGAACCUCCUCUGGUCAUGGCCACAAAUGAUAGCCCACCACUCUAUCUCGGGUUGCAACCUACGCACUGGAGAUCUUCUAGGAUCGGGAACCAUCUCCGGUCUAGAGGCAGGGACACAGGGUAGUCUCUUGGAACAGACUCUGGGUGGCAAGCAAGUUGUGCAGUUGGAAGGCGGAGAAGAGCGCAAGUUCAUACAAGAUGGCGAUACUAUUACGAUCACGGGAUGGUCUAGGUCUGCUGACGAUGGUAUUGUCGGGUUUGGAGAGUGUGCUGGUACUAUCCUGGCUGCUGUUUCGCGUGAUUAA